Messenger RNA from Hyposmocoma kahamanoa, 2231 nucleotides. RefSeq names its product transferrin (gene Tf). The record is from RefSeq and is a predicted model, not a curated record. NCBI's taxonomy places the organism in Eukaryota, Metazoa, Arthropoda, Insecta, Lepidoptera, Cosmopterigidae. Gene Ontology annotation, cellular component: extracellular region; early endosome; plasma membrane. The transcript has 15 exons. Gene Ontology annotation, biological process: iron ion transport. Bases 70 to 2121 code for a protein of 683 amino acids.
AAGAAUGAUCAGUUGUAGUGUCGCUUAGUCUAUACGUGAUAUUGUCAGUGGUCGCCUGUGCCUGUGACCAUGACUUUGAGACUGGUCGUCGUAAUACUUGUUUUUGGCUGUGUUUCGUGCAAGAGUUCAUAUAAAAUAUGUGUGCCACAACAGCAUCUGAAGGCCUGCGAGGACAUGCUCCAAGUGGAGACCAAGAGCAAAGCUGUACUUGAAUGUGUUGCAGCUAGAGAUAGAAUGGAGUGCCUGAGCUACGUGCAGCAGCGCCAAGCGGAUUUCGUACCAGUAGACCCUGAAGAUAUGUAUGUGGCGUCCAAGAUUCCCAACCAGGACUUCGUUGUCUUCCAGGAGUACAGGACUGAUGAAGAACCUGAUGCUGAAUUUCGAUACGAAGCUGUGAUAGUAGUCCACAAAGACUUGAAUAUCAGUAACUUGGACCAACUGCAAGGAUUGAAGUCUUGCCACACCGGAGUGAAUAGAAACGUCGGAUAUAAAAUCCCAUUAACAAUGUUAAUGAAACGAUCAGUCUUCCCCAAAAUGAAUGAUCAUACUAUUUCACCUAAAGAGAAUGAGCUCAAGGCUCUAUCAACAUUCUUCAAGAAGUCUUGCAUUGUUGGGAACUGGUCCCCGGAUCCCAAAACUAAUUCCGCUUGGAAAUCGCAGUACAAUCAACUAUGUGCUCUCUGCGAGGACCCACAAAAAUGCGACUACCCAGAUAACUAUAGCGGUUACGAAGGAGCUCUGCGUUGUUUGGCUCAUAAUGGAGGCGAAGUGGCAUUCACUAAAGUCAUCUAUGUUAGAAAAUUCUUUGGACUCCCGGUAGGAACCACACCAGCUAGUCAGUCUUCAGAGAAUCCUGACGAUUUUAGCUAUCUUUGCGUAGAUGGGUCUAAACGAGCAAUCAGAGAGAAAGCUUGUUCCUGGGCGGCCAGGCCUUGGCAGGGACUUAUGGGACACAACGACGUCUUAGCCAAGCUUACGCCCUUGAAGGAAAAGCUCAAACAGUUGGCAGAGAGCGGAGCCGCACUCAAACCGCAGCCAGAAUGGUUUGUUAAGGUCCUUGGUCUAUCUGACAAGAUUCACUAUGUAGCUGAUAAUAUCCCAAUCAAACCUGCCGACUAUUUGAUGAAAGCUAACUACACCGAUGUCAUUGAAAGAGGUCAUGGUCCACCAGAACCAGUUGUCAGACUCUGCGUAACCUCCAACGUGGCUCUGGCUAAGUGUCGAGCAAUGUCAGUUUUCGCAUUCAGUCGAGACAUUCGUCCGAAGCUAGACUGUGUUCAAGAAGCGAGUGAAGAUACCUGCUUAAAGAGCGUUCAAGACAACGGAGCAGACCUCGCGGCAGCGGAAGAUAUGAAUGUAGCUGGAGCAGCUAAAAAAUAUAACUUACAUCCAGUAUUCCAUGAAGUUUACGGAGAAAAGAAAAUGCCUAACUAUGCUGUCGCUGUUGUUAAGAAGGGUUCACAAUAUACGAAAAUGGAAGAUUUAAGAGGAAAGAGAUCUUGCCACAAUUCGUUUGAAUCAUUCAGUGGUCUACAUGCUCCGCUAUUCCAUCUCAUCAACAAAGGACUAAUUAAAAAUGACCAAUGUGUGAAGAAUUUGGGAGAAUUUUUUGCCGGUGGCUCAUGUUUGCCUGGCGUUGAUAAGGCUGAACAUAAUCCAUUAGGCACGGACGUGAUGAACCUCAAGAAACAAUGCACAAGCGAUACCGACCACAGCCCAUUAAGUUGUAUUGAAGGAAAUCGUGGUGACAUCGCCUUUGUGUCAAGUGCUGAUUUAUCAAAUUACGAUUCGUCAAAAUACGAGCUUCUCUGCCUAAACCGCGAUGCCGGUGGCAGGGAUUCUCUGGAUAAAUUUGACACUUGCAAUAUUGCUAUGGCGCCUUCACGCACCUGGCUUUCCGCGAAAGAUUUCCUGUCAGACGUGUCUAUUGCGCACACACCACUGAGUCUUGCGCAAUUAUUAUCCGACAGGACGGAUUUGUUUAAUAUUUAUGGAGAAUUCUUAAAGAACAAUAAUAUUAUUUUCAAUAAUGCUGCUAAAGGAUUAGCAACAACAGAAACAUUAGAUUUCGAAAAGUUCAAAACUAUCCACGACGUCCUUUCUAAUUGUGGAGUUGCUUAAAUACGCCUUAUUUUAAGUCCUAAUCUUAGUAUAUACUGACUUACUAACAAAAAAACACAUUCUGAUUUUUCAAUUUGUUACAUCACUUAUAAACAGGUUGAAUACAUUAA